AUCACAGUACAUACAUAUACAUAAAAAUGAGUUAUCACCAGUUAUCACCGGUUAUCGCCAGUUAUCAGAACAUUCUGAUACUAAGAUACAUGGAACUAGGCUGGUAGAGACGAAAGACACAGUUGUCUUCGCUCAUACAUGUGGUGAAGAAGCGCGGCUAGGGGUGUGACCACCUUAUUGUUCCGCAUAAAGAACACGGUCUGAUCGGCAGCGGACAUUACAAUAAAGAAAGGAAACACAAAAAGACUAAAGAUGGGACUGCUGCCGGCAGUUGUAAGCGCCACCAUCAUUGUAGCCAUCCCUGUCAUUCAAAUAGGCAUUGUGUACAGAAUUAUCUGGAUGCCGGACAAACCGGAAGUCGACAAAAACAAUUGUGAAAAUUCAUGUUUUGAUACCAUCUUUAAAGGCUCCUACGAGAAGAGCGGAAGUAAGCAUGGGUACAAGCACGUGUACUUCAACGCCACACGGCAGACCAUGUGCGUGUGGGUCAUCACCUUUGUGUAUGUCAUCCUUGGAUACGAAGCACUGAAGCUCUUUUUCUCCUUCCUCUUCUCUCGCUCCCUCCGACCAAUCAUGGCGAUUCUCUUCUUCGCCAGUGUCUACCCACACGUCUACGCCUGGUGGGCAAUAUUCAACUACUACAACGACGAUUUCUACCUGAUGUUCAACCACCAAAUAUUCUUCUCAGUCACAGAAAUGCUGUCGACGUACGCAAUCUUGAAAUCAUGCGACAGACACUCUGAAAGGCGUGUUGUGCUUUAUAAUUUAAUCAUAGGGGCUGCUCUUGCACAUGUUAUUAUUGGCAGUUUGGACCAAUUCAUUUCUCAUAUUAUACACAAGGAGGGCAAACCUCACCAGGAAUGGCGGGACAUCGGGCUCCUUGUCCCCGACAUCAUGAUGGUAGUACUUCCGGUUGUUGAUUACAUGAAAGGGGAGAUAACUCUGAGACCCAGAUAUAUAUUGUCGGAUCUACGUGAACGUUUCACCAAGGAUAAAUCAUCAAGGACAAAUGCUUUAAUUUUAGUAGGCUAUGUGGCCGGUUUGCUAAUAACAGGGAAACUAUUAUAAGUAAUUAUACAUUAAAGUGGCCUAUUAAUGUAACUAGUAUAGGUCAAAUAAGCCCUGCCCGAACUCCGUACACGAAUUUUGUGCGAACCCGAGUGAAGCAAUGUGUAGAGCAGGCGCACGUCAGAUGCUGAGCAUGUUGCACGAGACAUAUUGCGAUUGAUGGGACCUCUGCAUUCACGGGUGAUGGUGGGUGCGUACUGAAAACAAACCCGUGAAAUUUGACCAUAUUAAAGCACGUCACCUAAACAGUUAAAUGACGAUAUUUAAAGAAACCAAUUGUUGUCUAGUUUUUUGAGGGGCAAAAGAAAGCAUACCUAUUAUACCUAUGAAAUUGAAAAUCGAACGAACUGUGGUCAAACUUGAUUGUCUAUUUAACCAUCACUCAUUCCUGCAACAGUUUGUAAAAAGUAAUCUGUUGCUGGGUAAUUAUGGGCAAAAAUAAAUUGGUGAAGACAGGGGUUAGAGUGAGUGAGUGAGUGUGAUUUUACGCCGCUUGUAGCAAUAUUCCAGCAAUAUCACGGCGGGGAACACCGGAAAUGGGCUUCACACAUUGUACCCGUGUCGGGAAUAGAACCCGGGUCUUCGGCGUGACGAGCGAACGCUCCUUACUGGGGUAAGAAAUGAACACCAGACAACACGACACCUACCAUGUUUGAAAUGUAAAUGUGUGCCGAAACAAUACAAAUUUAUAUGAUUUUCAAAGAAUAGAUGCCUAACAUACACAUAAGAGGUUGUGCUAUAUGCGAAUUAUUAUUAUUAUUUUUUAAUUAAAUCUUAUUAAAAAAGAUAAAACCAUGUUGAAGUAUUGCUGGAGGGCUGACUAAAAGCUCGAGUACAGUUCAUUUGUUGGAUAUGAUAUCGUUGAAAAUCAAACACAUGAUAUAUUAUCAAUAAGACCCGUGAAGACCCGUAAAAGGCGACUAUGCUUGUCGUAAGAG
Messenger RNA from Haliotis rufescens (red abalone), 2006 nucleotides. RefSeq lists its product as uncharacterized. Bases 253 to 1068 code for a protein of 271 amino acids. The record is from RefSeq and is a predicted model, not a curated record. The transcript has 4 exons. NCBI's taxonomy places the organism in Eukaryota, Metazoa, Mollusca, Gastropoda, Lepetellida, Haliotidae.